Molecule: messenger RNA, 1222 nt
Organism: Purpureocillium takamizusanense
Lineage: Eukaryota; Fungi; Ascomycota; Sordariomycetes; Hypocreales; Ophiocordycipitaceae
Gene: FMN1
Product: Riboflavin kinase
Exons: 3
Coding region: 284-925 (213 amino acids)
Biological process (GO): FMN biosynthetic process; riboflavin biosynthetic process
Cellular component (GO): mitochondrion
Molecular function (GO): riboflavin kinase activity
Source: RefSeq, a predicted model, not a curated record
CCGCACUCUUAUUCAGAUACUAUAGCAUCGCAACGCCCCGGAAGUUGUUGAACGCGUGGAACCGCCAAUAUCUUUGUUUCUUCUCCUCCUUUCUUUUUUUAUUCUUCCCAUCUGAUCUCCCGUGCAAAAGGUUGACACCAGGCCCGACUGUCCAAAGCAAAAGAGGGGAAACGAAAUACACGAGAGAGCGAGGAGGGGAAGAAACAGAAAAAAAAGCCGCUCGCGUGGACAGUCACACAGCCUCAUACACACACAUACAACGACAGAACCCCGCGAUAUAGACAUGUCGUCAACGACCGACACCACCGCCGCCGCCGGUGCGCGACCCCAGAUUGUCGGACCCGACGCGGGGCCCGAGGCGCCUUUCCCGCUGCGCAUGGAGGGCAAGGUCAUUUCGGGGUUUGGGCGCGGGUCUAAAGAGCUCGGCAUCCCCACGGCCAACCUCCCCGUCGACGCCUCCCUCACGCCCUGGAUCGCAGACGCCAAGUCGGGCGUCUACUUUGGCUACGCCGCGCUCAACCUCCCCGCCUCACACCCCAACGCCCACGACGGCGACAACAUCACCUUUCCCUCCGCCUCCUCCUCUUCAUCUCCUUCCUCCUCCUCCUCCUCCCCUCGCUCCUCCAGCGCAUUCGCCGUCUUCCCCAUGGUCAUGUCCAUCGGCUACAACCCCUUCUACAAGAACACGGUCCGCAGCGCAGAGGUGCACGUCCUGCACCGCUUCGCUGCCGACUUUUACGACUCGCACAUGCGACUCCUCCUCCUCGGCUUCGUCCGCGAGGAGCGCGACUAUGCCAGCCUCGAGGCCCUCGUCGACGACAUCAACCUCGACUGCCGCGUCGCCCGCGCUAGCCUCGACCGCGACGCCUGGCGCCCCGCCGGAGCCUCGCCCGAGGGCGCCGAGUGGCUCGUCAAGCCCUUGUAGGAGCAGACGGUAAACGUGGUAAAGGAAAGAGAGAAGGGGGAGGGGGAACAGAAGAUGGGCGGUAGGCGGACACACAAACAGCUGUGGGCGGAGCGGAGCACCAGGACAGACAGCGCUCACGAAUAAGCACAUUACGACAUUGCUCAAGCAAGGCUAUUUGCUUCCCCUUAUUUUUCCUUUCCCAGCAUGUACGCGUGCAGAAUCGGCGUCGUCUCGUAUUUGCGGGUAUCUUGUCGAGCUCCCAUAAUCACCCCGGCUGCGCGUCAAGCGCCGGCAGUCCGUCAAACCGUUUAAUUG